AUGCCGCAGCUGCCCUCGCAGAACGCUCGAAGCAGCCCCACUGACAGCUGGAACGGAGCAGGCGGAGGUUCCGAAAGUGCAGACUUGAGUCCCCGCAGCUGGCCCAGGUCAGAGCCCGAUUCUCCUGGCCCAGAGAAGCCGGGAAGGGCGGGGCUCAAGUCAGUUUCUACCGCUGCGAGGGCGGCAGUUCGCUUCAGGCACCUGGCGACGAGUGCGAAGACCAACGAAGCAAGCGAGAGCUCAAGCGGUCGUGAAGCACGGCUCAUUCGCCGACAUCCUUUCUUUGCCGACACUUCCAAAGACUUCCGCGAAGAGGUGGUGCAGGCGGUGAGGCCCUACAAUGUAGACGCGAUCGAGCCCGGGAUCUCCAGAAAGGCGGACUCCCUCUCUGAUGCGCUCUUCGACCCCCUGCCGGCGAUUGUGACCAACCAGGUCAUCAUGCAGCCGGGCUGUCGUGUUCCUGACGAGAGGAAAGGCAUUGUCUUGGCCAUUGGUGACCCUCAAGACCUGCAGGUUCUGUACAAUCAGACCACACUCAGCUCCGACUUGCACGACAGCUUCAUCCCAGGAGUUGCUGGCCAGGAUGUCGCGUUUCAGCUAGUGGAGCAGAGCUUAUUCCGUGUGCAGAAGCGGCCUUCGGCGGAUCUUUGCCUGCUUCGUGCGGACGACCUGGAGCGCUUGUCACAGAGGUAUGGUGAGGAUUAUCAGAAGCUGCAGCAACGUGCACGAAAGAUGACGUGCAGCCUUAUCCGGGCAUGGGCUCGAAAGUUCCAUAUGCGCUGCUAUCCCAAGCUUUUCUGCAAUGUUUCCCAGGAGUUCAUGUCCACCUUCGCGGAUUUGAUGCAAGUAAGAGUCCAUGCAGCCGGGCAAACGAUCUGUGCCGAGGGCGAUCCUGGUAAUUUCGGCUUCUACCUCCACUCAGGACGCGCGCUGGUGUGUCGGGGCAGCACUUCCAUUAUCAGAUUGUCUCGAGAGCAAGACGGUGCUUGGAAGAGUUGGUGGGGAAUGCUGGAGGUUGGUGCAACAUGUGUCGAGCAGACUUGCACUGUGGUUGCCGAGAGCGACUGCGUGGCAUGGGUGUUGCAGAUCAAAGACUCGGAGGAACUCCGCGUCAAGUUCCCGCGCGAGAGCGGCCUUUUCGAUCGAAUCUCCAUCAGGCAUCUGCAACUUCUUAGCCCGCACAUGGAUGGCAUGCAGCUUUCCAGCAUCCGGCAUCAUUCGGCUUUCAUUGAUGCCGAGAUGCUGAGCAGCAGCCCGGCAGAUGCCCUGCCACGUGAAAACAUGUGGUGCGAGGGUGCGGGCAGAGCUGAGGUGGCAGCGACCGGCCUCCUGGUUGGAUUUUGCCUCGCUGCGCUGGGAAUUUCCAAGACGCGAAAAGAGACCGUCAUGGCUGACACCGUGUGUGAUAUCCGGGCGCUUAGCCGCAAAGCACUCUUGGCUGUGCUCGAUAAAUUCCCGGAAGAGGAGGAGCGAAUGAUGGCCAUCGUGGAGGCACACAGCCAAAGCAGGAAGGCGGCCUCCCUGGCACUGGAGCAAGCCAGCGCCGGCGAGGGAGGCUUCAGUCAGGAUUUCAUUCGAAUGCUGGUGGACAACAUGUAUGAGCAGCCCUACAUGGUGAACCAGGUCAUCCUGCAGCAGGGAAUGCUAGGUACCCAUUUCGUGGUGCUGGUGCAUGGAAUUGUGGAGAUUGAAGCGAAUGGAAUGGUAGUCGCGACCGUGAGUGCUCCUGGCAUCUUCGGCGAGCGUGGCUUCCUGGUAUCCGGCAGUCGAAGUGGAGCAACGGUGAGAUGCACCACCGUGGCCGAGUGCAUGAUGCUUCCUGUCGAUGGCCCUUCCACGCCAGUGAUCCGGCAACUGUACCAGGCUGACAUCCAGAAGUUGGAGCGCAUGCUCCAGAAAAAGAUGCAGUCAACCGUUCAAACAUUGUCUCAGAAGGGUUCCAAUUUACCACAAGCUCAGCAGAACACAAGCUUCCUGAAGAAUUGUGACCCGUCCUUCCUUACACGCAUGGCGCAGCAUUUGGAGAAACAGGUGUUCAUGGCUGGACAACCUUUGCUUGAAGAGGAUGUUGACGCAGGAUUCUGCCUGCUUAUCCAACAAGGCGUGGCAUGCGUGGAGAAGGCAGGCAAGGUCGUGGCAAAGAUCGGUGCGGGAGAGUUCAUAGGUGAGCUCGUGGCGUUGGGAUUUGCCACUGCUGCUUCUCAAACCAUUCGAGCAGAAGAAAGGGUGCUGGCGUUCGCCAUAAACAACGAUGCAUUCCGGGAGCUGGUGGACGAAUUUCCGGAGGAGAAGCAGAAGCUGUUGGAGCUGGCCCGACAACGCAUACAGGCCAAUGCUGGGCGGAGGCGGAGUUCGCGAGGUUUGUUUGGUCGACCAGAUCUCCUCAAGGCGGUGAGUGUUGUUGCGGCAUUCCAGAAGAACGAGGAGCGACGAUCCUCUCGAAGUCUGACCGGCGAGGGCGCCUUGCUGCAGCCGGAAGACACUCAGCAGGUGCGACGACUUCCCGGCUACCGGAGCGGUGUCAAAUGGGUAAAGCAGCGACGUGCAGCGCUUGAGGAAGCAACGUAUGUAAAGCUGAAGAGAACCACACUCAGAAACCAACAAGCACCCGGCGACGAGUUUGAGCCGUUGAUGCCGCUGCCUCCACUCCAGGGCUAUCGACCCCCCGAGAAGGGUCCAGGAACACCUUGGUCUGCGCAGUCGCAGCGUCAGGCCAUGCCUGCAUCGGUGAUGAGGUUGCGCAAGUUCAAGAAGCUGUAUGGGAGGAACGUCUGGCUCGAGACGUGCACUCCGUGGAGCCGACCCAGCAUACCCCCGGCGUCGGGCAGCGCAACGCCAAUCGCCGGCCUUGCAACGGAGGACACGGGCAGUUCUACUGCUGCACGGCCUCGUCCUUUGGAGCUGAAUGACGACGGGAAGGAUGAGGCAGCUGUCACGAUGGAGCCUGCCGCACCAACUUCGCCGGAAGCAGCGCAAGCUUUGAGACAUAAGCUCGCCGGAACACUCGCGCCCUCUAUGUUCGAGCAGAUGCACAAGUGGUUCUCAGCCGUGCAGGGAGAUGAAGAGGGCGACCUGACGGGCGUGCCUCGCGGUGUGCCUAAGAACUACCUCGUUCUUCUGACGAAAGAAUCGCGUGUUGCCACACGGUACGGUUCGGUCAAUAGCUAUCAGGGUGCCAUUGACAAGACAGCUUGCGAGGAGCGCAGCCCAAUCGAAAAGCUGAGCCUCUUUCUGCAGCAGGCAGGCACCGGCGGCGUUGGCAUCCAUUGCAAGGGCUGUUUAUCAUCACUUGCUGUUGAGGAGGAGGAGGCUGAGGAAAGCUACAGACGAGAACGGCGACAUUCGCACCUUUGCAAGGGCUUCCAUGCGUGGAAGGUUUUCUGUUUUGGUCGAGGCACUGCAUCGAAAAGCGCUGCUGCGGCAGAUGAACCCAACAUUGUCGACCUGGACUACAGCUCUCGAGAAGGCGGGGAGGGAUGGUUGGCUUUGGACAUCGCGGACCGCGAGGGCCUCAAUUUGACAAGUUGA
Symbiodinium necroappetens is the source of this 3528-nucleotide messenger RNA. Lineage: Eukaryota; Dinophyceae; Suessiales; Symbiodiniaceae. The record is from the annotation of a GenBank genome assembly.